CAGCAAUCAAAUGAAAGCAUGGCGCCAACAAAAUCAUCCGCGUGGCUCUGCAAUUUAUGAACUUUUAAAGACUUUUUCUUUUCCGUGUGUGAAUCAAUCUCUCCUACUUCCAUACUAAAUCUGACUUUUUCCAUUAAUUCCAAAAGGUACCUUUUUGUUUUUGGCCCUCAAUCUACGACCAGAUCAUCCCUUUUUCUCCACUCCUCUGUUUCUUCAUCACUUAUAAAUUUCCACUCAAUUCUGUUUCUUCCUCCACUUCCAACAGAAACAAAACCCACAAACAUAAAAAAGAAACACUAAUGAUUCAAAUUCUCCUUUCUGGGUUCUAAUUCAUUUCCCCUGUUUCAGAAGCACCGCCGGAAAAUAUGAACACGAUGAUGAACAGAACGGAUCUUCAAUUCCAGCUAACGGAUGUUUCAACGGCUCUUUCGAAUCUGAUUCUAACAGGCGGAGGAAAUACAUUGGAUUCGAUCUUCUCUCACUGCGAGAAUUUAACUUCUGUGAACGAUGGCGGAGAUUUUGUUCGGCCGGUGGGGUCGUCGGUGUAUCUCCAGCAGCAGGAGGUAUUGAAGAGAUUUUCUGAAAACGAUAAACCAAAUGGGUCUCGGGAUUUGUUUUCACGGGCGUAUGAAUUGCUAUAUUCGAGAAGCGGGGCUGCUGUGGGCGGCGGUGAGAGGAAGCUUUACAGAGGAGUGCGGCAGAGACAUUGGGGGAAAUGGGUGGCGGAGAUUCGGCUGCCGCAGAAUCGGAUGAGGGUGUGGUUGGGAACCUAUGAUUCGCCGGAGGCUGCCGCGUACGCGUACGACUGUGCUGCUUGUAAGCUCCGGGGGGAAUAUGCGCGGUUGAAUUUCCCGAAUCUUAAGGAGCUGAAGACGGAUUUGGGCGGCGGCGAGUUUGCGAGAUUGAGUGGGUUGAAGAAAUUGGUGGACGCCAAGAUUCAAGCGAUUUUUCAGAAGAUUCGGAAGGGGAAAGGGAAGAAGAGUGUGAAGAAGAAUGAUUCUCACAGAACCGGCAGCGAUUUGGGUUCCGGUUCGUGUUCUUCGUCGUCGUCGUCAUCAGUGUCUCUGCCGCCUACGGCAGUGGAGUUGACGGAUGAGUGGAGUUGGGAAAGGGUGCAGCCGCCGGUCGCGGCGGAAGAGGGUUUGUGGAACUUCGAGAACUCGCCUCGAGAUGUCUCCACGGAUUGUUCGACGGCGACGGCGGGAUUAGAAACGGAGUGCUAUUCAUUGGCAAAGAUGCCUUCCUAUGACGCGGAGCUCAUAUGGGAAGUUCUUGCAAACUAGGAUAAUUUUGAUUCUAACUAUUAUUUGUUUGAGACAUGAUACCUUGUUCAAACAUGUGAACGUCUACAUUAGCUAUGUUCAUAGCUUGGUU
Messenger RNA from Cucurbita maxima (winter squash), 1374 nucleotides. RefSeq names its product ethylene-responsive transcription factor ERF061-like. The transcript is spliced from 2 exons. Gene Ontology annotation, molecular function: DNA-binding transcription factor activity; DNA binding. The coding region runs from base 366 to 1283 and encodes 305 amino acids. Lineage: Eukaryota; Viridiplantae; Streptophyta; Magnoliopsida; Cucurbitales; Cucurbitaceae. The record is from RefSeq and is a predicted model, not a curated record. Gene Ontology annotation, biological process: regulation of DNA-templated transcription.